AUGGGAGUUCCAGCUUUAUUUAGAUGGUUAUCUCGAAAAUAUCCUAAGAUUAUAUCUCCUGUUAUAGAAGAAGAUCAAUAUGAUUUUGGUGGUUCAAAAUAUGAAGAUUCAAAUCCAAAUGGUGAAAUUGAUAAUUUAUAUUUAGAUAUGAAUGGUAUUGUACAUCCAUGUUCUCAUCCUGAACAUAAAAGACCACCUGAAACUGAAGAUGAAAUGUUUUUAGAUAUUUUUACUUAUACUGAUAGAGUUUUAAUGAUGGCAAGACCAAGAAAAGUUUUAAUGAUUGCAGUUGAUGGAGUUGCACCAAGAGCUAAAAUGAAUCAACAAAGAGCAAGAAGAUUUAGAUCAGCUCAAGAUGCAAAAUUUAAACAAUUAGCUAUUGAAAAAGAAAUUAAGCAAAAAGAACUUCGAGGAGAAAUUAUAAAUGAUUCAAUUAAAAAAAAACAAUGGGAUUCAAAUGCUAUAACCCCAGGUACUCCAUUUAUGGAUAGAUUAGCAGAAGCAUUAAGAUAUUGGGUUGCUUAUAAAUUAAGUAAUGAUCCUGGUUGGGCUAAUUUACAAGUCAUAAUAUCUGAUGCAACUGUACCAGGAGAAGGUGAACAUAAAUUAAUGGCAUUUAUAAGAUCUCAAAGAGCUGAUCCACAAUAUAAUCCAAAUACUAAACAUUGUAUAUAUGGUUUAGAUGCAGAUUUAAUCUUUUUAGGUUUAGCAACUCAUGAACCUCAUUUUAGAGUAUUAAGAGAAGAUGUAUUUGCAAAUCAAGAAAGACAUAUGACAAUUUCUGAUCAUGUUGGAAUGUCAAAAGAUCAAGAAAAUAUAAUAGAAGCAAGAGAUAAGAAAAAACCAUUUUUAUGGUUACAUGUUAAUGUACUAAGAGAAUAUUUAGCAAUUGAAUUAUAUAAUCCAAAUACAUCUUUUCCAUUUGAUUUAGAAAGAGCUAUUGAUGAUUGGGUUUUUAUAUGUUUUUUUGCAGGUAAUGAUUUUUUACCUCAUUUACCAAGUUUAGAUGUUAGAGAUAAUGGUAUAGAUACAUUGGUGAAUUGUUGGAAAAAAUGUGUAACAAGAUUAAGAGAUUAUGUUACAUGUGAUGGUAAAUUAAAUUUAGAAAGUGUUGAAAUAUUAUUAAAAGAUUUAGCAAUUAGAGAAGAUGAAAUUUUUAAAAAUAGACAUGCAGUUGAUAAAAGAAGAGAAGAAAAUAAAAAGAAAAGAAAAUUGGCAGAAGAACAAGAUAAAGCAUUGAAAAAUGUUUAUUUAUCACAAGUAUCAAAAGGUAAAGAUAAAGCUCCGGUAAUAGCUGAUAUGAACAUGCCAUUAAUGGAUACUAGUGGUAAAGCUGUUGAAGGGUAUGCCGAAUUAAGUAAUAAAGAUAUUGUUAAUAACAGAGAUACAAUCACUUUAGCUGGGAUGGCCAACAAUGAUGCUGCUGCCGCCCUCAAAAAACUUAUAGAUUCCAAAAAACAACUCAAAGAAGAAACUCCAGAAACCAGCACUGCUAGUAAUACAGAUGUUGAAGAUUCACCAAGAAAACGUACAUUUGAAGAAGCUGAAGAAGAAGGUGAUAAUAUACGAUUACAUGAACCUGGUUAUCAAAAGAGAUAUUAUGAACAAAAAUUUCAUUGUAAAACUGAUGAAGAAGUUGAACGAACAAGAAGAGAAGUUGUCAAAAGUUAUAUUGAAGGUAUAUCAUGGGUAGCAUUAUAUUAUUAUCAAGCAUGUCCUUCAUGGACUUGGUUUUAUCCUUAUCAUUAUGCACCAUUUGCUGCAGAUAUGACUAAUUUACAAGAAUUAUUUCCAGAAGGUGUGAAAUUUAAAUUAGGAAAACCAUUUAAACCAUAUGAACAAUUAAUGUCAGUAUUACCAGCAGCAUCAAGUCAUGCACUCCCAGAAGUAUUUCAUGAUUUAAUGAAAAAUCCAGAUAGUGAAAUUAUAGAAUUUUAUCCAGAAGAAUUUGAAAUUGAUAUGAAUGGGAAAAAAAUGAGUUGGCAAGGUAUACCUUUAUUACCAUUUAUUGAUGAAAAAAGAUUAUUAGAAGCAGUACAAGGUAAAUAUCAAGAAUUAACAGAUUAUGAAAGAAAAAGAAAUACAAAUAGAGAAGCAGAAUUAUUUAUAUCAAAUCAAAAUAAAAAUUAUAAAAAAUUUUAUGAAGCAUUUUAUGAAGAUAAAUUAGAAACUUUUGAUUUCAAAUUUGCAAGAACUGGUUUAGCUGGUAUUGCAAUCAAAUUUCAAGAUUUUAAACCAGAAGGAUUCUUCAAGUUCCCAUUAAAAGAAGGUAAAAUGCCGAAUGUUGAUCAAAGAGAAUAUUUACAAAUAGAAUAUCAUUUUCCAGAGAAGAAAAAAGGUAAGUCAAUGCUAUUAAAUGGCUUUAUUAUGCCAUUACCAGCAUUGACUGGUGCUGAUAAAAAUGAAGUAAUAUAUAGAUUAACAAAUGGUGAUAUAAGGGGUGCUGGUCAUUUUUCAAAUAAUUUUCAAGCAAAUGAUUAUAUUAAUAAUGGACCAGUUGGAAAAGAAAUAUAUAAGACUUAUGGUAUGAGAAGAGGAGGUUAUAGGUCUCAAUUACAAAUGAUAAAAGAUUCAAAUAAUAAUAAUAAUAAUAAUAAUAAUUUUAAUGGACAAUCACUACCUCAAAAACCACAAUUUUCACAACAACAACCACAACACCAAUAUUUAAAUAUAUAUCAAAAUUUCGCUCAAAAACAAAAUCAACCUCAAAUAAAUUCAACUGGUUAUUUACCACCUCAAACUACAAAAAAUGGAUAUAGAAAUUAA
Messenger RNA from Lodderomyces jiufengensis, 2766 nucleotides. It is a transcript of the gene RAT1, whose product is annotated as ssRNA exonuclease. Gene Ontology annotation, molecular function: RNA binding; 5'-3' RNA exonuclease activity. The record is from RefSeq and is a predicted model, not a curated record. Gene Ontology annotation, biological process: nuclear-transcribed mRNA catabolic process. The transcript has a single exon. The coding region runs from base 1 to 2766 and encodes 921 amino acids. NCBI's taxonomy places the organism in Eukaryota, Fungi, Ascomycota, Pichiomycetes, Serinales, Debaryomycetaceae. Gene Ontology annotation, cellular component: nucleus.